Messenger RNA from Triplophysa rosa, 3306 nucleotides. RefSeq names its product tubulin epsilon and delta complex 1 (gene tedc1). The transcript is spliced from 8 exons. Lineage: Eukaryota; Metazoa; Chordata; Actinopteri; Cypriniformes; Nemacheilidae. The record is from RefSeq and is a predicted model, not a curated record. Bases 64 to 1416 code for a protein of 450 amino acids.
CAACUAGGAAGUGUCUGUUGCUUAACGACUAUCACGCUAUAAACAAACUACACGCCUAGCAAAAUGCAGCGCGAAAGGAGUGUUAAAGUGAAGGAAGUUAUUACGGCUCUCUGCAGACUUCUCUUAGGAUUGAACGUCAAAACGAUCCCGACUGCCGAAGCAUUCAGGAGAGCCAAAUUUAACAGAAAAGAUGCAGUAGUGGACAUGUGGAGUUUGUUAAGCAGUCUUCUGCAGAGGGCAUUUGUGCUGGAUUGCGCAUGCCAGGACUCUAAAGACAAAGAUUUUGACACGCAGCUUCUGUUUGUAAGGAGUGCCUUAUGGCACUGUGGUUACGGGGCCUUGUGGGUGGUGGGACCCCAGCCCCCUAGUCACAUAGAAGAAGUGGGAAGCCGAGAUCUGCUUCUAGCAUUGGGCUGGGUGCUGUCAUUUAGAAAUCUGCUGGAGUCCCUGCUGGCAGAAAAGGUUUAUCAGUUAGACACACUCUCAUCUGCACCAAAGGGUAUCAUGCUUGGUCAAUGGAACAUAUUGCCACAUGGACCACAAGAAGAGACCGAUGCUAUGAAGAAUGAUCAGACACUGCAGACACUACAGUGGCAAUAUGGGAAACUAAGGCUUCAGUGGAAGAGCUUACUCUCAGCUCAAGAGGAAAGGUCAAGACUCACCCACAGGGUUGUCUCCAAUAUCAACGCCUCCGCUAUCUAUCAGACUAACAUCACUGGUUCCCAUCACAUCAACGUGACGUCAACUGCACUCGACAAGGAACUGGAGCGAAUACAGACGCUGAACGGAAUUCUGGAAGCGUAUCUGGAUUGGAAACUUCAUGAGCCUUUAUUCUGGUGCUGGAUGGACAGCGUGAUUGACAGCUCCCUCGCCGAUGCAUGCGAGGUGAAGUCUGCCGAUUGGCCACCGGGGGAGAGGGCUGUCACUCUUAAGUGUCCCCACGGUGACAAGGAAAGGAGGGCAAUCAGACGGCUUGACAAGAUGUUGCUGAGGCUGCAGACAGAACUAAGGGUCAGAAGAAUAGAGCGGUUAACUCUCACGCUCACCUCACAGGCAAGACAUCAGGAGGUCUCACAGCUCUCUGAAAGGCAAAGAAUAGAGGUAGAGAAGAGGGUUGCGGGCUAUUUGGAAGGCCUCCGUCUCACAAACGCCUCCACAAUCACAUCAAGAGGGUUCCUGCCAUGUCUCCAGGACUUGCCACCCGCAAAGCCAUCUCACAGGCUGCAGACUGGGGAACCUGGCUUGACUGCAACAGCUGGAAAGCUCCAGGCAUCGUGGGCUUUAAAAGAGCUGAGGAACAGAGAAGCCGUACUGCAAUGGCAGCUGGACAGACUGAGGCAAAAUAUGAGAGGUGAAAUUCAUAAACUUGCCAGCACAAUGGAAGGGGUGGUACUCAUCCCACCAAUCAAGAGAUAAAUACUUUUCGUGACACUUAUAUAAAAGUGGACAGAAUGAAGUUUGAGUUCCUAAACAAUGGCUGUACUGUAUAUGGUAGAUAGGGAGUGUUUUACAGUCUGUUUAUACAUGAACCUACUGCACUGCAGUGUGUUUGGAAAAUAAAGAGACUUGCUACAUUCAAGGCUGUUCUUUAUACUCGCGUAAAAACGUUUAGUUCAAGUACAGAAGAAUAUGAAACUACACACUGAAUACAACUCUAAUGACUGACUCAAAUAAAUAAACUGACCUCUGUGCUCGAAUACUCCGUGCGGGAGGAAAUGGAAGACGUUUCAAAUAUUUUUUUAAUGCCUGCCAUUUCUUGGAAGAAAACAGCCUGCGGUUUCCAAAGUAGGUCAUUCUUCUCGAUGUUUUUCAACCUGUAAAGUUAGGAUCGAAGUUAGAGAGAUAUCAAACACCAAUAAUUAUCAGCAGCUAUACUCCUCAGAGACCAAAACAUGGUUUGUGCUCAGCAGUUCAUAAUACAGGAAGAUUUCACGUUUUAAUGCUGAGUGUGUUUCUAUACCAGCCAAUACCAGUGUGGUCUCGAUUACAUUUGGAAAGCUGUAAACAAGCUAGGUGUGCAAGAUAACAUGAGCGGUUGGCAAACUAAAGCAGCUGGCACAGGCGACGGUAUUAUCUUAUUAAGAACGUCAUUUCCAACACUGAUUUUCAUUAGGAUUAUAUUCUGAAAUCCUAAUCUAGACGCUGCAUGAUAAAUUCUAAAAGGAUUUUCUCUCCAUUACCCUCGGCCUUCUUAUCUAGGCUAGAAUUACUGUUUACAAUGUGAAUGCAGACAUGGCGGUUCUGUUUUGCUGCUUUUUCAAAUGAACUAAUGUAAGUGAAAUUUAAGGUUGUGUUUAUGCUGUUGUCGAGAGGGUCAGCCAGUGUCAGAGCCGAGAGCCAGUGUGGGUGGCUUUCUGAAUACUUCUGAAUAUUUGAAUAACCAGCCCUUUUUUCACACAUAUCAUCUACAACAUAUCUGUUCCAAAACCUUUUCGAUGACAUCCAUUGUCAUCCAGAACAUCACAGUUCUGUUUGAUCAGCACAUUAAUUAGAGAUACAUAAGUAGAACUGGGCUUUGUUUUCUGAGUUUUGUCGGAAAUGCUCUGUUCUUUUGGACAGGUAUAAACGCUCUCGGACAAGCAUUUAGCAGUGAUAACUGAAAAUAGAUGGGUGCAUUGCAGCUUGAAUUGUUAAAUAUAGAACAAAUAAUUUAUUUAGAUAAAUAAUUCGGAAAUGCUUAUGAGUAAAACGCACCGCUUUCACAGGGUUUUUUGACUUGAGGGAGGGGUUCGAGCAGACUAAUCACAGUGCUUGCAGUCUACUUAAAGUCUGCAUCGAGUUGAUGUGUUGUUACAUUUUUGGAGAGUAUAUGGUAAUUACGGCAAAAGACCUUUAAAUAAAACUGACACAUGCAGGAAGACUUGUCUGAGUUUUACAUCACACAUUAUCAUAGUAUAGAAGCCAUGCUGCGGGACUGCGUCUUAAACUUCUAACACUGACAGAAUAUUAUCGGAAGAAGACUUUGAUCGCAAUGCUCAUUAAUCUGCUGUUGGCGAAGUUUUAACCCAGCUUUAGACAUCCGUAACGGUGCUGAUUCAUUUGUUAGCCUGACUAAAUCAAAGAUGAUAAAUGUUAACAAGAUGAGGCACUGCUAUUACUGUGAAUGUGAGGAAAUGCAACACUUAGUUUGGCCGCUCUAGCGAAGAAAGUUCCGCCUUCUAGUAAAAAGAGCAGAUGAUUAAUUGAAUGUUGUGAGGCUCUUGCCAACCUCUAAUAUGCACAGUAGCAGAAGCUACCUUAAAAAAAAGGAUUUUUAGUGCAAUUUGAGCUUAAAAAACUAAAGUUAUGGUACAGUUGAUGUCAUGU